UUUAUUUCCUUUAGGACUGACUGGUUUAGCACUGAACCAUACACUUUAAAAUGGUCAAGAUGGUUACUGUUUUGUGUAUUUUAUCACAUUUUUUAAACUGCAUUUAAUUGUGUAUCAGUUAUGCCUUAAUAAAGUUGAUCUAAAGAAACAAACCAACAGCUUUAAAAAAAAAAAGCCCAAGACCAGAUGGUGUAAUUCUGUGAAACAUUAAAGCAGUAUUAACAGCAAUUUCUCUCAAAAUCUUCCAAAAAGCUGAAGAAGAGAGACCACUUCCCAAGUCAUUCUGUGCAUCACUAUCUCGUGCUACCAAAGCCGGAUGGAGACGCAACCAGCAAACCUAGACCAGUACCCUGAUGAUUACAGGUGCAAAGGUCCUCGACAGGAUAGUAGUACCCAACUAGAUCCAGCAAAUCUCUAAAGGACUAUAUGUGAAGUGAGUUUUAUUCCCAGGGUGCAAGGGUGUUUCACAAUAAGGAACUCAAUCGAUGACACACACCAUAUUAAUAGAAUGACGGUUGGAAACUAUGUGACCGUCUCAGUUGGUACAGAAAAAGCAUCUGGCAAAAUCCAACACAAUAAAGCCCCAGGUGAAAAACCCACAGAUCACACCGUCCUCAGUAUUGAGAGAUGAGACAGAAAGGUUUUUUCUCUAAGGUCAGGAACAAGAUUAAGAUGCCUGCUUUGCCUACUGUUCAUUCAACUCACCCUGGAGUUCCAGAGAGAGUAAUCAGGCAAGAAAAAGAAGCAAAAGACGUCCGCAUUGGAAAAGAAGAGGCAGACUUGGGUCUGGAAACAGGCGACUCGAGGCCGGGUUUGGUGACCCCCCUUGCUGCGUCUUUGUGGGCCUGAUCGUGAACCGUCAGAGCCUCCUAACCCAAGGCCCGAGGCCCUCUUUGCUGUGCGCACUCUGCUCCGGAUGAGUGUCUUCAGUUGCUGUUGAUGUCCCAGCGGCGCCCACACCCCCGUCUGAGGCCAGGCGUCACGCACCUGGACCUCAGACCCAGAUGUUUACCUGCCCACGUCGGGGUGGGGGCCCGCAGAAGGGCAGAGAGCCUGACCGAGACUGGACUCGUGGUCUCCCUGCAGGGCCGCGUCCACCCGCCGUGGUGGCCUCCGUGUGCACAGCAUGUGGCUUUCGCCUGAAUGUCCCUUGCGCCCGCCCCGUUAUCCAGCGCUUCCCUCCAGGGGCCACGUCUGUCCUUGAGUGAGCUCUGCUGGCCGCCGGGUCCCCCCCAGGGGCUCCCGGCCCGCUCGCCGCCUCCUCCGCACGGAUGCCAGGUAUCUCAACGCACACCUGGUCACUGCUGGCCUCACUGAGCACCCGGCCCGCCCUGGCCUAACCCGGCCCACGCUCUCCUAGUGGAGGCCUCCUCUCAGCGCUGGUGUUAGACCGUCAGGCUGCCGCGGAGGGGACGGGGCAGAAGCAACCAGGAGCACGUAGCUCCACCUGCCCGCAGGCCUGCCGUUGCCUGGGCCGGAGCCCCCGGGCACCGCGACCUCACCAGUGUGACAGGGCCCCUGGGAGUCCCAGCUGCCCGGCCACAGGGCACACAUGGGGCUCUCCAGGAGGGUCGAGAGUGCCGGGCCCCAGCAGGGUUGGGGGGUGCUCACCCGGCGCCCCUCACAGCUGCGACCGCGGGCAGGCGGCCCUCGGCCGAGGCCAUGUGGACACUCUCCUGCCGGCGCUCCUCAGGACGGGCCCAGUCCACCGGGACCUCCGGCCCUUCAGCGCCCUGCACAGCUGCGGGCUCCUGGGGCGCCCGGGACUCCACCGUCUGCAGGCCUCCUUCCCCAUCUUGCUCGCUCUGCCCCUCCGUUCAUUUCCAUCUUCGGGGACAACGGGCUUGGCCCUGCGUGCACCUCUGGACCCCAGCAGGCUGCUGCCCCCAGCCCACUGCUGCGGGGCUGACUUCACUGCUGACCCAGGGAUGCCCCCCAGCCCCACCCGGAGGGGGUGCCCCACCUCAGGGCAGGAAGUGCUGAGGGGAGGGGGACUGGGAAGAGGGGUCCCCACGGGGCUCCCCUCGGGCCUCAUCCUGCCUCAUGCCCCCAGCAAGCCCCUGGACCGGAGCCCCACGUCAGGGCUGCUCCGAGAACCUCCAGGUCAAGACCCAGGACGUGAGGGCAGACGCUGGCCCUGCCGCCUGCACCGUCCGCUCCCCUCCAGCCCCCGGUCCUCGCGCUGAGCUGGGGUCGUGCCCUGGCAGGCUCCCCGCUGCUCGUCCAUUGGUGGCCCGGUCGAUUCCCAGCCCGGUGGGUUCUCUGUGGGGCAGCAGACCUCUGAGCUGCACCCUAACGCCCGCCCGCCCCUGAGUCACCUCAGCCUGGCCGCUCCUGGGCUGCAGCCUGGGCUCAGGUCAGGGUCAGCCAGGGAAGGAGCUUCUCUGUACUGUUUGUCCUCAUCGCUCGGCACCUGGCCUCUUAGUUCCCAACUAGAGAUGGAGCCUGUGCCCCCUGCAUUGGGAGGGUGGAGCCUUAUCCACCGGACCACCAGGGAAGUCCCGAAGAAGGAGCUUUUUUCUACCCAGCUCCGGCUGAAGGGCGCACCCCAGUGUAGCCCCCUUCUGUGAUGGACCCGAAGGCCCCUAAGAAGUCCCACCAGGGACGGAAGAGUAAGGCCAGGAUGCAGGAGAAGUUUGCCAGGAAGUUUCCAUACAGGUUCUCCUGGCUGAUGGGGACCAGCUCAGAGCUCCUGCAGCCCUGGGAACUCACGAAGAUGAGCAGCUUGCUGAGGGAGCAGCUGCCCCUGCAGAAGACGCUGCUGCCCACAAGGUCCAUCCCCGUCCGAGGGCUGGGGGCCCCAGAUUUCCUGCCUCCCUCCUGCCUCCAGCCGCCACUAUCGCCGCCAAGAAACCUCUGGGAGCUGGCGCUGCUGACCCGCCGCUUCCCCAGGCCAGCAGCUCCCCCGCCCGCCCCCCGGAGUCCCGCUCUGCACCACCUGUCUCUGGGCCACUCGGCCCCCAGGCGCUCGUGACGGGCCACCGGGAGCUCCCUCUGGGCAGAGGUGACCUAUGGGGAGGCGAGGAGCCCGGGCGAGGCCUCCCGUGGAUCCACGCUGCAGGUUCACGGCCCCGGACGGUCGUCUGCACGCCGGCCCCACAUUCUCAUCCAUAAAGUGUGGUGACGGUCA
Cervus elaphus (red deer) is the source of this 3130-nucleotide messenger RNA. RefSeq names its product chromosome 24 C3orf22 homolog (gene C24H3orf22). Lineage: Eukaryota; Metazoa; Chordata; Mammalia; Artiodactyla; Cervidae. The record is from RefSeq and is a predicted model, not a curated record. The coding region runs from base 2570 to 2974 and encodes 134 amino acids. The transcript is spliced from 4 exons.